AGUUCAGCGCAAAGAAAAUGCGCGUCGGUGGUUUGUGAGUGCGCACGGACAAUCGGGUUAACCGAGAAGCUAGACCGAGAUUGGAAAAGCCCCUGCGGCUGCCGUGCUCUGAGAAGUUCUUGCGGGUGGAUGAAUCAGGAGCAAAGAAACUCUGCUGCACAACUGAGAAUGGCGUUCCCAUAUAAAUGUCUGGCAGCGUGCACUAGACUGGCUGCUGAUGGCGAGGACUGGGCAUUGUUUGGUGCAUCUGGUUCAACACUCGUGGUUCAAUCUUCACGCGGCACCCAAUCAACAUGGUCAACGGAACAAAAUGUGGAAAAUAAACCGGACCAUGGCGACGAGAGCGUAGAAGGACCAUCUGGAAAGCGAAUCAAGCUUUCACACCCAACGCAUCAGAAGAACAACUUCUCGAGUAUCAAGAUAUCAAACGAUGGCAAAUACCUAAUUGCAAUUACCGCGGAAGACAAAAGUAUUCGAGUGUUUCAGUUGUCAUCGGAUUGGCAGUUACGACAACUCAGCGAAAGAUGUAUGACGAGAAGGCCAUGCUCCAUCACGCUGAGUGACGACAAUUCAACCAUCUUCUGCGCUGACAAGUUCGGCGAUGUAUAUGCAUUACCAUUGUUACCUUCUCCAGAAGAUGAGCGGAAUGCUAAUCCGCACCCCGAAGACGGACCUAAGAAAUACGCACCGUCGGCCAGUCUGAGUACUGUUCACUCGGGACGUAACAGAAAGGUUUUGGAGGAACAGCUCAAACAAGCCGCAAAGGGGCGACCGCAGCCCAAAGAUGCACCCACGUUCAAGCACGAUUUGCUUCUGGGCCACGUCUCGAUGCUUACAGAUGUUGUGACUGCGACAGUAGGAUCUCGAAGCUACCUAAUCACAGCCGAUCGAGAUGAGCAUAUCCGCGUAUCGCGUAGUGUUCCGCAAGCUCAUAUCAUCGAGGGCUUCUGCCAUGGGCAUGAGGAAUUCGUGCACCGACUAUGCAUGUCCAAUUCCAACCGUCUCAUAUCAGGCGGUGGAGAUACACAUCUCUACGUCUGGGACUGGCUGUCUCACACCCUUCUUGAGAAGAUACCACUCCAAUCUGCGGUGCUGAACCUGUAUCGGAACCAGUCAGGUCUGAAUUCAUUAGUACCAGAGAGGGAGGAAGACUUUAGGAUUGCUGUCUCCGGCAUAUGGAACGUUCCAUCCAGGACAGAUGAGACGGACGAGAUCUUGGUGGCCUGCGAAGGCGUGCCUGCCCUAUUCAAAAUAAAGCCCGAAACGCCGUCAGAAGAAGCACAGACAUUGGUUUUGAAUGGCAAUGCGCUGGAUGUUACAUUUGUCACUGUGGCGGGCGCAAACACCGCUAUUGUCUCCAUUGAUCAUGUGCACGAACCGGGUCACACAACGAAAACACGUGAAAAUCAGGAGCCGUCACGACUGCAAUUAUUCACGACUGCCCAAAAUGGCGAGUGGUUUGAAGACGAUCGACUCAAGUCUACACUGGAAUGGUUCAGCCAAGACACGGUCGGCGGUCAAGACACGGGCGAGUCAGCUCGAGUGGCGUUCGGAAAAGAAGUCCAAGGUGUGAUAUACGGCGUGGAAAAUUUGAGGAAAAGAGCUGAGAUCGAUGCGGCGGUGUCUGUUUAG
This is a messenger RNA of Periconia digitata, 1632 nucleotides long. NCBI's taxonomy places the organism in Eukaryota, Fungi, Ascomycota, Dothideomycetes, Pleosporales, Periconiaceae. The record is from the annotation of a GenBank genome assembly.